AUGUUCACGAGUAGACAUAGUGCGCUGACACCUGUCCGCAACAAUGUCCGGAGGGAGUCCGCAAAUGGCUCACCUGCAGAAGAGUCCACUACGGGUUCCCAACUCACUAGUCAGGUGGUCCGUGGCGAAGGAAAGGCCAUGGCGAGAAAGCGGCUGCAGGAGUGGGCGAUAGGAAAGGUGGAAGAAAUACUUGACUGUGAGGCUGCGGAAGUCUCUGCCAAAGGUGGCGGGUUCCAUUUGAAGGACAAGGACGCUACAUGGGAAUUUGUUCUGAAUUUUUCAAUGCAGAAAAUGAUGUCCUUGUAUGAGAGCAAGGCUCCGACCAUUGUACGCCUGCUGAUUGCUUGUGCAAUACCUUCCGAAGCACGGCCUGUGAUUUCACCAGAACGAGUAACCUCUUCAAUACCCCAUGAACAAAAUCAGAGCUCUGCUGUGAACCUGCCUGUGUCAUAUGCCGAUUAUCUAAUGCGAAAUGCCCCGUCAGGCAGAGGAAAGAACCGCAAGGACCCUCUCGUCACUGUUCUCACUGCAUGCCUUCUACUCAUGAGUGCUCGGAAUCUGCAUUCGACUGCAUUUCGUAAAGUGGUUGGAGUGUGGCUGUUCGCACACACCGCUCAUCAUGGCCUGUACUCUAUCCUCAGUCGCCUUGGAUUUAGUGUCUCUUAUACCUCUGUGCUCAAGCUACUGCGCAGGCUUGCCGUAUCUGCAAAAGAGGUUAUACAGCGAAAGUCGACUUCCCGUGCUUUCCUUCUAAUCUAUGACAACAUCAAUCGUAUGAAGCGUGCCUGGGAUCCCGAUCUGGGCCAAAAGGAUGCAAUUCACAAUGGUACUGCAGCGACGUAUGUGGAGCUUGAGGACUGUGAUGUGGAGAAGGCAUUCGACGUCAAGGCUCUGCGGGAGUCGCAGCAGCAAGAGCGGCGGAAGCAGCUUGAUCUUGGAGUACUCUACAAACGCAUCAAUUGGAUGAAAUUGAAUGCGACGAUGGCAACACACAUUCUAGCAAUCCUGAUCGAAGCAAUACCUGCUCUAUCGGUCCAUCUUCCACUCCUACGCAUUCGCUUCGAGACCACAUUGAUGAUACACCGGAUGCGCAAGGGUCGGAAGACAGGUCUAUAUCCAAUGGCAACAUCAGACUACAACGAAGGUAACACCGCGGAGAAUGCGAAGGUGUUGGAAGACCUGCUAGUGGAGCAACUGGGAAUGCCGAAGGAGGAAAUUGAGAAGAUGUUGGUUAUCAUUGGUGGAGAUCAAUCAACAGUGGAGAAGCUCCAGACGCUCAAGAGAUAUGUCACCACCUGUCCCCAUGGUUAUUCACGUCAUGGUUGGGUGCUUCCCUUGAUUCAGCUAUGGCACAUGGGUUGGGCUGAUCUCGAGCGUGUCCUUAAUACCCAUUGGGGCGUUUCUACUGCUGAUGAUCUUUCCUCAUUCCGUUCAGCAAAUGUGCUAUUGGGACGGAAGGUGAAGGAUCAGAGGCGACCAGACUACUACCCAACACAACGCCUCAUUUUCGACACAUUAAGAGCAGAGGUACUUGAUUGCUGGCGAAUUGAAUUAGAUGUUGCCGAUCUUCACGAACAUUUUCACCCCCAGGCCAGUUCAUUCGAAGACUUGUUGAAGCACGCAAACAAUAUUUUUGACCGUUACCUGACUGUUGAUGGAUACACCCAUGCACUAGACCCUAUGGAGGACCCUCAGGGUGUCUUUGCCACCGGUGAUCCCUGGGCGGCACAUGCGGAAGGAGAUACAGAGACAGGAAAUAGCGGACCUUCCUUUAGAGGUGACCAGGUGCUUGCGAACACAAUUUUACGGAUGCGAGACAGUAUGCUCCACUACGAAUUCCAGUGUGCAAUUGCGGAGGGAGAUAUAGGACGUGCAAUGAAUGUAAUGUCGGUAUGGACAUUUACCUUCGCAGGUUCUGGGAAAAGUAAGUACACCAAUGAGUUGCUUGAAUUGACCUGCAAUUUCGAGUUUGAAUACUCCGAUGAGUUGAAGAAAGCAAUCUUGAACAAUUGGCUCUGCAAUCUGUCAGGGAUCGAAGGUUGCUGGUUUCCAAUGGAUCUCAUGCAAGAGAAGAAUAUCAAGCAGCUCAAGAAGAUGUCUCAACGAGCAGACGUGACAUUUGGAGGUCCAUUCUUUCGCGAUGUCAUUGCUCUGAAUAUUCGGGCAUUCCUCGAAUCCAUGGCAUCCAUGAAGGCGGGUGUUCGCCUGUUAGACCACGGUGGCUCUCAUCGGCGCGAUCAGAAAGAAGCCGCAAUGAAGGAGCUUGCCCGACACAUUGCAGAACAGGGUUUGCAUCGCUUCCGAGUGGGUCGCACAUCGACACAUGCAGCGCAAGAUGAUUUCGAAGUUGGUUAUCAGCGUCUGGUUGACGGAAAACGCAUCAAAGACUUUGUUGCGAGAACAUUGCGAGAUGCAGGUGCAAUUCAUGGUGACGAGGAUCUUGAUACGAAUGCGGUGGCCAGUAAUCCUGACAUCACCAGUGGACGAGAGGACUCCGACAUACCAUCACUACCAAGUGUGCUCGUUAAUGGGCAGCUGAUUCACGGGGCCGCUGAACUGGAACAAGACCAUGAAGAAUACCUAUUAUGGGACAGCGAUGACAGUACGACCGAGUCGGAGUCAGGCGACGAAUCUAGUUAG
Molecule: messenger RNA, 2640 nt
Organism: Sparassis crispa
Lineage: Eukaryota; Fungi; Basidiomycota; Agaricomycetes; Polyporales; Sparassidaceae
Exons: 4
Coding region: 1-2640 (879 amino acids)
Source: RefSeq, a predicted model, not a curated record